Molecule: messenger RNA, 3115 nt
Organism: Sipha flava (yellow sugarcane aphid)
Lineage: Eukaryota; Metazoa; Arthropoda; Insecta; Hemiptera; Aphididae
Gene: Mtr4
Product: exosome RNA helicase MTR4
Exons: 16
Coding region: 1-3063 (1020 amino acids)
Biological process (GO): RNA catabolic process; maturation of 5.8S rRNA
Cellular component (GO): nucleus
Molecular function (GO): ATP binding; RNA helicase activity; RNA binding
Source: RefSeq, a predicted model, not a curated record
AUGGAUGAUUUUGGUGACGAUUUAUUUGAUGAAUUUGAAAAACCAUCUGCCAGUUCUUUUUCUGUCGGAGAGCAAAAUUCUAAUGAUCAACAGAAUGCUAAAGAAAAUCCCAUAAAAAGAACAUUAGAAUUAUCUGAUGAUGAAGAUGAUAGUCUAAAAAAAUCAAAAAAUUUUGAUGAACUGCCUACAUUGGAUAUUGAAGUAUCAGCUCCUAGAAUAAAAAUUUUUGCCGUUGAAUCACUUGAUGGUGAAUCAUGUACACAUGAAAUUGCAUUGCCUUCAAAUUUUGAUUAUAUACCAUUAAAUCGUGAAAAUAAUAAAAAACCGGCAAAAGUGUAUGAGUUUGAAUUAGAUCCUUUUCAAAAAGAAGCUAUUGUUUGUAUUGAAAAUAAUCAAUCUGUUCUCGUAUCAGCUCAUACAUCAGCUGGUAAAACAGUUGUAGCUGAAUAUAGUAUAGCAUUGUCUUUAAGAGAAUCCAAACGUGUGAUUUAUACUACACCUAUUAAAGCAUUAAGUAAUCAAAAAUAUCGGGAAUUUCAUGAAGAAUUUGGUGAUGUUGGUCUUAUAACUGGAGAUGUUACUAUUAAUCCAUCAGCAAGUUGUCUUAUUAUGACAACCGAAAUUCUUCGUUCUAUGUUGUAUCGUGGUUCAGAGGUGUUGAAAGAAGUAGGAUGGGUGAUAUUUGAUGAAAUUCAUUACAUGCGUGACAAAGAACGUGGUUAUGUUUGGGAAGAAACUUUGAUUUUAUUACCAGAUAAUGUACGAUUGGUAUUUUUGUCUGCUACUAUACCGAAUGCUAGACAAUUUGCUGAAUGGGUAGCUCAUUUGCAUAGUCAACCAUGUCACGUUGUAUAUACAGAAUAUAGGCCAACACCAUUACAACAUUACCUAUAUCCUGCUGGUGGUGAUGGCUUACAUCUUAUUGUUGAUGAAAAUAACAAAUUUCGAGAAGAAAACUUUGCAGCAGCUAUGAAUGUUUUAUCUGCGGUUACUCAACCAACUAAACAUUAUGGACAGCCUAGUAGACCUACAGCUAACAAUCCAGAUAAUGAAUCACAUUGCUUCAAAUUGGUGAAAAUGAUUAUGGAAAGAAAUUUUGCACCAGUAAUUGUAUUUUCAUUUAGUAAAAAAGAUUGUGAAAACUAUGCUAUGCAAAUGUCAAAAUUAGAUUUUACUUCAGAUGUUGAAAAAGGGUUGAUUGAUAAAUUAUUUGAAAAUGCUACUAAAGUAUUGACAGAGGAAGAUCGUAAGUUACCAGCAGUAAUAAAUAUUAUACCUUUAAUACGUCGAGGCAUUGGUAUUCAUCAUGGAGGUCUUUUACCAAUUUUAAAAGAAACAAUUGAAAUUUUAUUCGGUGAAGGUUUGUUAAAAGUUCUUUAUGCUACUGAAACAUUUGCUAUGGGCUUAAAUAUGCCUGCAAGAACAGUUUUGUUUACUGCCUGUCGAAAAUUUGAUGGUAAAGAAAGACGAUUUAUAACAUCAGGAGAGUAUAUUCAAAUGUCUGGCCGAGCUGGUAGACGAGGAUUAGAUGAAAAAGGUAUUGUUAUGUUGAUAAUCGAUGAAAAAGUUAGUCCUGAUACUGUCAGGAAUAUUAUACAAGGAAAACCGGAUUCACUUAAUUCAGCUUUUCAUUUGACAUAUAACAUGGUUUUAAAUUUAAUGCGCGUUGAAGAAAUUGAUCCAGAAUAUAUGUUAGAAAGAAGUUUUUUCCAAUUUCAAAAUCAAGCAGCUAUACCAGAAAUAGUAGAAAAGGUGAAAGAAUUAUCAACUGAAAAAAACAAAAUAAUAAUUGAAAAUGAAUUUGAUGUCAGAUCAUAUUUUCUAAUCCGUCAACAGUUAGAAGACUUAGCAAAGCAAUAUCAUUCUUUUAUAGUAAAUCCUAAAAAUUUAGUACCUUUUUGUAAUCCUGGAAGACUGGUUAAGAUUAAGAAAAAUGAUGUGGAUUUUGGUUGGGGUGUUAUUGUGAAUUUUAAGUCUAUAAUGAAGAGUAAACACGAAGGUGGUGGUGUUGGAGAAGCAAUAUUGAAUGUAUUAUUAAAUUUAGAAAAGUCUGUUGAAAAUACAGAUGAAGAGCCAACACCUUGUCCUCCUGGAAAAUUGGGAGAGCCAGAAAUUAUUAAUGUCAAACAUAAUAUGGUUGAAGAUUUAAGUUCACUACGAUUAAACAAAAUGCCAAAUAAUUUAAAAUCUCGAGAUUCUAGAAUAUUAUUAUAUAAUAAUGUAAAAGAAGUUUUACAAAGAUGCUCCACAGAUAUUCCAUUAUUAGAUCCAGUUAAUGAUAUGCAUAUAAAAGAUCCAGAUUUUGAAAAAGUAACAGAACAAAUUGAAAAAUUUGAAAGCAGAUUAUUUGCUCAUCCAUUACAUGAAAAAGAUGAUAUUGAUGAUCUAUAUGCCCAAUAUUUAGAGAAAGACAAAGUAGAUCAAGAGCUUUUAAAAUUUAAAAAUGAAUUAAAAAAAGCAAAAUCACUUAUGCAAAUGGAUGAUCUGAAGUGUCGUAAACGCAUACUUAGACGAAUGGGUUAUUGUACUGCUGGAGAAGUUAUAGAAACUAAAGGACGAAUUGCAUGCGAACUAAGCAGUGCUGAUGAAUUAUUGAUGACUGAAUUAAUGUUUAAUGGAGUAUUUAAUGACUUAUCAGUUCCCCAGACAGUGGCAUUGCUCAGUUGUUUUGUGUGUGAUGAAAAAAGUAAUGAAAUGCCAGCCAAAACAGCGGAAUUAGCCGGACCUUUAAGAAAAAUGCAGGAACUUGCCAGAAAAAUAGCUAAAGUUUGUAAAGACGCUAAAUUAGAUAUUGACGAAGAUGCCUAUGUUGAAGGUUUUAAACCAUUUUUAAUGGACGUUUGUUAUGAGUGGUGUCGAGGUGCCACAUUUUAUCAAAUAUGUCAAAUGACCGAUAUAUUUGAAGGAAGUAUUAUUAGAGCAAUGAGACGUUUAGAAGAAAUAUUAAGACAAUUGAUUCAAGCAUCAAAGAGUAUUGGUAAUACUGAUCUCGAAAAUAAAUUUAGUGAAUCAGUUAAAAUGGUUAAAAGAGAUAUUGUAUUUGCAGCCAGUCUUUAUUUAUAAUAUUUUAUUUUACAAAUCUCAAAUCAAACUUAUAUUUUAUUUUUUAACUUUU